CUCGGCGCAUACUUCGCAGGCCGUCGGCUCACUUGAGUCGCUUCCGCAGGCAACCAUGUCGGCCCUCCGUUCGUGGUUCCGCGGCUCUGCGGCGGCGCCCAACCCCAAGCCCUCGUUGAAGUCUUCCAGUCCUGCCCAGAGCCCAACCGCUAGUACUGGGACGCUCAAUGGCAGGUCCAAGCCGCCGGCUACCCCCACCCAGCAGGAAGCGCGCGACAUCGAGGAUGCGAUGGCCGCCGCCGGGCUUAUCAUGAACGACGACAUUGAUGGAGCAGAAGCCCGGCUCCGCCUGCGCGAGGACUCUUCCACGUUCCACCAGCUUGGCCUGGGAGUUUCGACCUUCAUGAGGAGCAUCCUCGGCUUCGAGAAGGAUAUCAUGACGGAGGCGGCGACCCGGCUGACUGAAACGGAGAACAGGGCGUGGAGCGACAUGAAGAAGGAACAAAAAGCGGCCGAGAAGUCGGGCACCGGCUCCGGAGCUGGGACUGGUUAUUGGUACUCUAAGCCGGCGACUGCUACGCUAAAUGCUGCUGGGGACGGGGACGGGGACGAGCGCUGGAGCAAGAUCUACCCGCCCGGUUCCGAGUUCGCCCUCGUGCAAGCGGAGGCGCAACUGAUGAACGCCGUUGUGGGUGUCAUGCACGAAAGCCUGACGGAAGCGAUCAAGGGGUUCUACAAGCUGCGGAAAGCCUACAUUACGCUGGACGGCAUCAUCGAGGCGGAAGCGCGCUAUCUGAGCUCAAUAGGACAUGGGACAGAGAAGCGGAUAGCCUCUGCGAGGAAACCGAGCUUUUCGGAAGACCCGAUGCCGGGAGCCUUCGACGAGUCCGAGUUUGUCGAUUUGGAGGAGCCGCAAACGCCCAAAAUCCAGGGAACCGAUGAGGGUGAUGGAGAGUCGGUACAGGCUGUCAGAGAUGCCUCAGAGGCCCCAACCCGCGAAGAACGCAAGCCUGAUGUGGAACCAACGACAGAGCUUGAUGAGAAGCUGGCCGAGCUGUCCGUGGUCCAGGAUUUAGAGACAAUCCCUGUCUCACUCCCGCCCUCCAACCAUGGCUUGGAAAACGGAACACGAACGCCUGGCAGCAUCCACCUGGAUCAACUCAACACAUCCGGCGCCGAUAAAGGGCUGUUCAGGUCCACUGUCGACAUCUUUGUCCACAGCGGCGCAAACAUGUGUUUUGGCAUCCUCCUCCUCCUCCUGUCUAUGGUUCCUCCCGCCUUUUCCCGUCUACUGUACAUCAUUGGCUUCAAGGGUGACCGCGACAGGGGCAUCAAAAUGCUCUGGCAGUCCACCAAGUUUCCCAACAUCAACGGGGCCAUGGCCGGGCUAGUCCUCCUCAACUAUUACAACACCUUCCUCGGUAUGGCCGACAUCCUGCCGCCGGAGCACGACCUAGACGACACCGCCGCCGACUCGGACGGCAGCAACAGCAGCGGCACCGCCGACAGCGACAUUCCGACGAUCAGCUACCCAAAGGAGAAAUGCACCGCCCUGCUCGCCGCCAUGCGCGAGCGCUACCCUGACUCGCGGCUGUGGAAGCUCGAGGAGGCGCGCAUGCUGGCCAACUCGCGGCGGCUGGACGAGGCCAUCGCCCUGCUGGCCUCCAACACGGACAGCAAGAUGCGGCAGAUCACGGCGCUCAACAACUUCGAGCUGAGCAUGAGCUCCAUGUACGUGCUCGACUGGCCCGCCAUGCGCGACAACUUCCUGCGCUGCGUCGAGCUCAACAGCUGGAGCCACGCGCUGUACUACUACAUCGCCGGCUGCGCUGAGCUGGAGAUGUACCGCGACGCAGCGCAUGCGGCCCAGCAGGCCGGGGAGGACGUGGGGCCGGAAGAGAAGUCGGUCCUCCGCACCGAGGCGCAGAAGCACAAGCGGCUGGCGGAGGAGUACCUCCGCAAGGCGCCCACCGUGGCGGGGAGGAAGCGGUUCAUGGCGCGGCAGCUGCCCUUCGAGGUGUUUGUGUGCCGGAAACUGCAAAAGUGGGAGGAGCGCGCCAAGGCGCUGGGCUUGGAGCUCGCGGACGCGGUGGCGGUCAGCCCGGCCAUGGAGAUGAUCUACCUGUGGAACGGCAGCAAGCGGAUGCCGCCGAAGUACCUGGAGAAGGCCAGGGGCUUGUUGGCGUGGGAGCGGUGCACGGCUGCGCCGGACAAGCUGGCGAAGAUGAAGGAGGAGAAGGACGAGGUGGCUAUCGGGCUGCUGGCCGAGUCGGCGCUGUUGCGGCAGUUGGGCAGGGGCGCCGAGGCGAGAGCUUUGGUUGAGCCCCUGUUGGCCAUGGACAAGUCCGUCUUCAAGGGCUCGACGAGGGAUGAUUACUGCCUCGCGGCCGCGCACUACGAGAUUGCUGCGGUUGCCUGGAUGGGCGUCUGCGACCAAAACACAUGGCCACAGGGCAACGCCGACGAAGUCGGGGCAUUCCGACGGCAGAAGGCGGAGGAGUGCCGGCAGUACCUGGACAAGGUUUCGAAGUGGGAGGCCUUCGUGCUGGACGCCAGGUUCGGCUUGCGAGUCAAGGCUGGCAUCGAGACUGUCGAGUGGCUGAGAACGCGGAAGGGCUGGGCGUGAGGCGGCAGUAACGAAGCGCCAGGGCCCUGGCAUGGGCUUCCGUAGCCCCGCUCAUCAGAGCUGUCUGAUACAUGACUUGAACACAGCAUACGGGGGUGCAUUCAACACAUUAGAGGUACGGAUGACAUUGUACAUUACGGGCUUUUGGGUACA
This is a messenger RNA of Thermothielavioides terrestris NRRL 8126, 2719 nucleotides long. RefSeq lists its product as uncharacterized. The record is from RefSeq and is a predicted model, not a curated record. Gene Ontology annotation, cellular component: mitochondrial outer membrane; cytosol; nucleus. Bases 56 to 2566 code for a protein of 836 amino acids. NCBI's taxonomy places the organism in Eukaryota, Fungi, Ascomycota, Sordariomycetes, Sordariales, Chaetomiaceae. The transcript has 2 exons.